CCGGGGGGCCCCAGCGCCGGAUGCAAGAAGUCCGGCGGACCUCCGAGUGUUUUAUGUUUGUGCCACUUUCUGUUUUUUGGGUUCCCCUACCUGGGGGGCGAGGAGCGCCCCCGACCGCCGCCCGCAGACGCCGCGGUGGCCGCGAUGGGCGCGGCCGCGGCCCUGCCGCCCACAGGCCUGCCGCCCGCGGGCGGCUCGCCGGGCAGCCGGGGCUCGGCGGCCUCGCCUGCCGCCUCCGCGAGGUCCAAGCUCGAGAUGCCCCGGGUGCUGACGGUACCCGCGAUGGUGGGCCUCAUCUUCUUCGAGGUUUGCGGCGGCCCCUACGGCAUCGAGCCCGUCGUCCGCAAGGGGGGGGACCCCUUCCUGGCGCUGGUAGGGCUGGUCGUGCUGCCAGUGCUGUGGUCCGCCCCGAUCGCGCUGAUGACGGCCGAGAUGUGCUCCGCCUUCCCGCACGUGGGGGGGAAGAUCUAUAUUUUGUGAAUGAGAUGUUUGGUCCGUACGUGGGGUGGCUCCACGGCGCCUUCAACGCAGUGAGUAACGUGUUCGACGUCGCGACGCUGCCAGCGAUGGCGCUGGCCUACAUCAAGCAGCUCGGCUUCUCCUUCGCGGACGAGGCCGCAGCCCUCAUACCGUGUCUGAUGAUUUUGGCUGCGUGUCUGCUGAACAUCCGUGGUAUCGAAUUCGUAGGGGCCGCGUCAUUUGCAUUCACCCUCAUAGUAUGCAGUCCAUUCGCCGUCCUCGCUCUCUGGGGGGCUAGGGGCCUGCCAGGCUUGGUGGAGGAGCGAUUUCACACAGGGACGCUGUCGCCCUUGAAAUUCUUGUCCUGCCUGUUAUGGAACAUGUCUGGGUACGACGACGCUGGCUCCACCGCCGCCGAGAUCGUGAAUCCACGGAAGGUGUACCCAAUCUCUUUGGCCAUCGCUAUGUCCAUCAUUACUUCCUGUUACGUGGUGCCCGUCCUGGUAGGCCUCACAGUGCUGCCCUCCACGGACGAUUGGCACGACGGGUCGUUUGUCUUGAUCUCCACCCGCGUGGGAGGCAGCGCCCUCGGCGCCGCUGUCGCUUCUUUUGGGGCGCUGUCAUCCCUUGGUCAGCUGAACGCUCUGCUCUGCUCCUCCGUGCGAGAGAUCGUGUGCAUGGCCGACUUGCCCCGCCAGCCCGUGCCCCGGUGCUUGGGGUCCCUGCACCCCAGGUACCUGACGCCCCACGUGUGCACCGUGGCCUUCAGCUGCCUGCUCUUCCUCCUCGUCGGGGUCGAGUUCACCGACUUGAUCGCCGCCUCAAUGUUCUUCGACUGCUUCUCCUUCGUGGUCCAGUUCGCCGCCUGGGUGCGGCACCGCUCCACCUCGCACGAGGGCUACGCCCGCGUGGAAGACGACAGCGUCUACCGCGCUCCCUGCGGGCUCGCUGGGGUCGUUGUGAUCAGCGCCUUCCCGGUGGCCCUCUGCGUCGCAGCCGUGUCGCUCACCUUCCGGGACCAGGGCCUCCGCGGGCUCGCGGGCUUCGGGGGCACCUUCGCGGUGAGCACCUUGCUGUACUCGCUGCAGCAGGCGCGGGGGUCCUGACCCCGAGGCGGCUGGAGCGCCGAGCGGCCGUGCAGCGCCGGGGCACGACGUGAGGAGGAGGAGGAGGAGGAGGGAGGAGGAGGAAGAGGAGGACGAGGAAGAGGAGGACCUAGCAAGAGCCACCGGCCGAACAGCACGAUGCGUGAGGAGGAGCUGGCAAGAGCCAUCGGCCGACAGCACUCGGCUGCCGCAGCUUGCCGAUCUGCUGCGGCAGUCUGCAGAGCGGAGUCUCCCCUUGGUGGCGUCUGGCAUGAGCAUCCGGAGCCUGCCCUCGGUGGCCUCUUCGGCGGAGGCUUCAGGAGCCUAGUGGCGCACCGCCGGCGUACGAUGCCGAGCUCCAGGUGGCUUAUGUAGGGCAGCAGCUCGUUUGUAGCCCCUUCCGUAGAAUAGUAUCAGCAGAAGCAGGCCCGACUGCCGUCGGCACAAACAG
This is a messenger RNA of Prorocentrum cordatum, 1995 nucleotides long. The record is from the annotation of a GenBank genome assembly. NCBI's taxonomy places the organism in Eukaryota, Dinophyceae, Prorocentrales, Prorocentraceae.